This is a messenger RNA of Branchiostoma belcheri (Belcher's lancelet), 1485 nucleotides long. RefSeq names its product G-protein coupled receptor 54-like. The transcript has 3 exons. Gene Ontology annotation, molecular function: G protein-coupled receptor activity. Lineage: Eukaryota; Metazoa; Chordata; Leptocardii; Amphioxiformes; Branchiostomatidae. Gene Ontology annotation, cellular component: membrane. Gene Ontology annotation, biological process: G protein-coupled receptor signaling pathway. The coding region runs from base 1 to 1167 and encodes 388 amino acids. The record is from RefSeq and is a predicted model, not a curated record.
AUGGACAACUUGACUGAAGAUUUCAUCGGGAACACCAGUAGGGCAGGGAACCAGACCGAUGACGGGCUCGGCGCCGUGGCGUAUGUCAUGCCGUCCGUCUGCGGAGUCAUCCUGCUGAUCGGCGGCGUCGGCAACUCGCUGGUGAUCUACAUCGUGGCCCGCUUCAGCGAGAUGAGAACCGUCACCAACUAUUACAUCGUCAACCUGGCCGUCACGGACCUGGCCUUCCUGGUGUGCUGUAUCCCCUUCACUUCCAUCAACUACCUGACGUAUCGGUGGAUCUUCGGCUCAACCAUGUGCACCAUCGUCUUCUAUAUGAUACAGGUGACUGUUCAGUCGACGUGCAUCACCCUUGCGGUACUGAGUAUUGACCGGUACUGUGCCAUCGUUCACCCGCUGCGCUCCAUCAACUUCCGCACCCGCAAGGUGGCUGCCAUCACCAGUGGCUGCACAUGGAUAGGUUCCUUCCUCCUUGCCCUGCCCCUUGGCAUGAGCCUUCAGGUCCAGGAGGUGGAGAAUUACAACUUCGGCCGACAGGAGAUGUGCCUGGAGAACUGGCCCACCCAGUCUGCACGGAGAAGCUACAUGGUGUACACCUUCCUCAUCACCUAUGUCAUCCCGCUGGUCUUCUGCACCAUCAGCUGUUCCUUCAUCGUCCAGAGCAUCCUCAACCGGUUCAGCGCCAGCCACGCUCAGAAGGCGGACGCCCACGCCAGGCAGGCCCGCAGAACCUCCUGCAUGGUGGUGGGUGUGGUGGUCCUCUUCGCCUUCUGCUGGCUUCCCAACCACAUCAUGAACGUGUGGGCUGUCUUUCAUACAGAUUCCCACAUGAAGCACAUUUCAGAAACAACCAAGUGGCUCAAAACCGUUGCCCUGAUUCUCUGUUAUUCCAACUCUGCGGUCAACCCUUUUGUGUACACCCUGUUAGGGGAAAACUACCGACGAUGCAUUAAGCUAUCCUUCCCGUGCCUGUUCAAACAGCCGCCCCCAAAUCAUGCUAUAUCUUUCAAAAGAUCUGCUUGUACUGGAGCUACCAUUGGCAAGUCACAGGCCAGGCGGUUGCACGGAAACUCGUCGACCGCACGGCCUAUUGUUGUCACCUUCAAUGCCAAAGAUACAUCUACCAAAGUAACCAUGAGCUACUGUGAUUCAGAAGAACAGGCGUAAUUUCACUAUUUCAAACCACACACACCUAUUUGAUAAUGAAACUAUAUAUCAAAGCAUGUUACAAAAUGAUAACCGAUAUCAAUAAUCAUUUACUUCCUUUAUCAUGAAGAAACACCUUUUAUUGGCAGACUGGCAGAAUUAGGAUAACUGUUUCAUAUGAACGAAUAAUGAAUAUAAAUAUGAACACAUACAAAUAUAAAUGCAUGUGUCUUCACUGACAAAUGAAUUUGCCUUUCUAUCGCACCGAUGGAAGCAAUUAUGUUCCAGAAAGAAUUUUCUCAAAAGACAAAAAGAGACUAUAAAGAUAAAUAAUGUAUU